GCGGCCCCUCCGGCUCGCCGUCGUCUCCCGGCGUGCUGAGCGCUGCGCCGGCCCCUUGUGUGGCGGCGCGAUGGCGGCCCCGUCCCAGGGUUCGGACAUGUUUGAUGAGAUCGUGAUGGCCGAUGACAGGUUUCACGGGGAGGGCUACCAGGAGGGGUACGCCGAGGGCAGCCAGGCGGGGGCUGCUGAGGGGCGGAGGUGCGGCGGCCUGCAUGGCGCCAAGAUCGGCGCUGAGAUUGGCAGCUACCUUGGAUUUGCACUGACCUGGCAGCGUCUGCUCCCAAAAUGUACAGAUGAAAAGAACAGUAAAAAGAUAAGGGCUCUGGAUUCAUUAAUAGGAAUGAUUCAGAAGUUCCCAUAUGAAGACCCCACUUACGAAAAGCUUCAAGAUGAUCUGGAAAAAAUCAGAGGAAAAUUUAAACAGCUCGUGCCAGGUCAGUCAGAGAUGAGCAGAGGUAAUCGAGGUCUGAUUUGAGUGGGCAGCCUUUGGCUUUCAGCUUUUCAGUGACACUACUAGGAAUCUUACCAGAGCAUCUAGCCCACCUGCUUGGGUCAUUCCUGUGGCUCUCCUGAAACAGUAGCUCCAAGCUUCUCUUUCUCCUUUAUCUGGAGUUUUCCAUCCCUUUAAAUGCCAGUAUGCUUCCACAUAAGUGGAUUUCCAGUUUCUGCAUUUAAUGGACCCUGCUUAUUCUUUAAUAAAGAAUGUGUGAUGUUAAUAUUCAUAAAAGAUACGAGUUUGCCAGUCUUAAUUCAGCAAUGGAAUUGGUGGUUUUGGAGAUCUUUUGGAUGUUUUCUGUGUAUGCUUCUCCAUCUGAUGUAAUAAAGUAUUUUUCCUUUUAAUGAGCAAGAGCGCAGCCUAGCUGAAUGUGCAGAUUUUUUACAGCCUAUAGUAAAUUGUUUUUCUUGCUACAUUCUUGUCAUCCUGCCCUUUUCAAUGUGAAUAAUACAUUUGAAUUUAGUAGGCUGCAUUCAGAAAUGAUGCUUAAGAGAAAGAAAAUGUAAAUAGCAGAGCUGACAGUCAGGACUUAAACCUACUGAAGUGACAGAAUAUCUGAUUUUAAUAGUGUAAAACAUCAUAGAAAAGGCAAAAACCACUUAACACGUUCAACAGAAAGCAGGUUGAAAUUUCUCAUUGUUUUUUUUUUUCCCCCAGCAAAAAGCUGUUUGUCCCAAAUCAGGAUCCUAAGUCUGUCCUCCCUCAAAACAUAUGAGUGAAUGCACUAGGACAGACUGAUUUUGCACUAGACUGUGUGUAACAGUUGUCAGCAGCUUUCAUUGUAGCCUCCUUUGCAGUAGUUACUGCUUAGAAAAGGUUGUGACGUGCAGUUUAGUCCCUGGGAAGCUCAUAAAGCAGAUACCACUUGUCAUCCAGGGAGACUUGACAUUUCAGGUGAGUUGAUACUUCUAAUGCAGUAAUUGACAUCACGUUCUCCUCUCAUGCUCCAUAGUCAGUACAUAGAUAGGAAGUGUGAUUGUUCUCCACAAAGAAUGAUCUGUUGCUGCUGUGCCCAGCUCUUGCAAUUGGCAACACGCAUCGUUUUCAGAGAGGCACCUUGGAGAAGGAAUUGGCAAACAGUUUGUAAGUUUUUCUCAUUUUGUAAUCGUACCUCAUUACUGUUGUAUUUCCUUCUCAAGUCCAGUUCUUUUUUUGUGUAUUGUAGCAGGCUUUUUUCUGUAUUAAUUCCUCAUCAUCUCUGAUACCAGUAACCAGCAAAAGCUCUCUAGGAGGCGGGGGGAAGGAAGAGACUGCUGAUUUUAACUUGGCUUUUUUUAAAACAAACCCUUUCUGUAAAUGCGUUGCCAGGCACAAAACCAUACAGUGAGCAACACUGACAAGCAUAAUUGAGUGCCAGUCACCUGCCCACUUCUAAGAACACCUGCUUUCCUGAAGCAGUGAUAAAAAUGUUAGCGUUGCAAUUAUUAAAGCCCAGUCAGAAUGAGAGUGGUGUGGCUUAUUUGUUACAUGACACAGUUACUACCAUUCUGAAUGUGUGAAAGUAAUAAAACACAACAAGACACAACAAGAAGGCACUGGGUUUUACCAAUUUUAUUUCUAGACUUUAGUGUUGUUUUUUUUUUGUUGUUUUUUUUUUGUUUUUUUUUUUUUUGCUGGAAACUUGUCUGUUACAGGUCUGUUGGUGAAAAUGUGCAUUUCAGACCAGUGAUGCCAAUAAGUACAAUAUAAAAAUGUACAAAUCUGAAUUGCUUGCUUACUACAGAUUGUUAUAACAACGUGACAAACAAAGCAUCUCUGUUGGCACAUGAACCCACGUAUCUGGAUUUGGCAUUUCAGUACAUACAAUAUGGAAAGAAAUUUGCAGUACACACUGCCACUCAGUGUAACACGUAACAUAACCAACAACCACUAACUCAGUAAUCAUGUUUGGUUCAGAGACACAGAGAUGCCACAAACAGAAGUGUUUAAUGAGGUAAGCAGUAAGAAAUGUUCCUGAAAUUUGGACAGAAUGUAUCCAGUCCUCCUGGGUCCUGCGACUGCUAGUAGCAUUGCAAUGCUCUGUUUAUGCACUAUGUAGAGUCUUAACUGCAUUUGCCUCAAAAGAGUUCUAAUUCUGUUUUGGUUUAGCAGCAUACAGGCAACAGCUAGAUUAUUCUUCAGCAUACAACUCUGUUAGCUGGCUUAUUUAUGAGAUUUACAGGCUUUUUAAAUUAGCAUUAUGCUAUAAUUAACAAAAAAAAAAAAUUAAAAACAAAAACAAAAACUAAAAAAAAAAAAACCAACAAACAA
Tympanuchus pallidicinctus (lesser prairie-chicken) is the source of this 2746-nucleotide messenger RNA. It is a transcript of the gene LTO1, whose product is annotated as LTO1 maturation factor of ABCE1. The transcript is spliced from 6 exons. The record is from RefSeq and is a predicted model, not a curated record. NCBI's taxonomy places the organism in Eukaryota, Metazoa, Chordata, Aves, Galliformes, Phasianidae. The coding region runs from base 71 to 475 and encodes 134 amino acids.